AUGGUUACCUCCACGCCAAGUACCACGACCCACAAGACCGAGAAUGCCAAGAACCCCUUCGAACUAUCAAGACCGCAGGACCACGCGGAUGACUACCGCACCGGAAUGUCAAGUACCUCUGCCGAAGACUCCCACCGAAGACACGUGUACGACUACUACAUAAACGAGUACCGAACGAAUCACCAAGACCUACGAGAACGACUUCGUGGACCGACAAGUACCAUGACGUCCGUCGAUCGCCAAGUACCCCUUCGGAUACGCAAGUUCCUCGAAGGUCCACCGAGGCCUAGUACGACUACAGGACCGGAACGAAGUACCACGAUGACCAUUGACAUGUACCACUACACCACACCAAAACGUCAAGACCGUCCCGGAUAUUGCCAAGUACCACUUCGGUUUCGAAACGCGACGAGUACCACGACUACCCACGAGGACCUUGGUUCCAUCAAGUUCGACUACCACGUGUGUACAACUACCGCCGCCGUGAGUUUCGACAAGACGUCGUGUGGCUCUAUUUCUACUACCGUCCCGGUGAUCACAGAUGAAUGA
Triticum turgidum subsp. durum (durum wheat) is the source of this 549-nucleotide messenger RNA. The record is from the annotation of a GenBank genome assembly. NCBI's taxonomy places the organism in Eukaryota, Viridiplantae, Streptophyta, Magnoliopsida, Poales, Poaceae.